This is a messenger RNA of Papaver somniferum (opium poppy), 1179 nucleotides long. RefSeq lists its product as uncharacterized. The coding region runs from base 4 to 1179 and encodes 391 amino acids. NCBI's taxonomy places the organism in Eukaryota, Viridiplantae, Streptophyta, Magnoliopsida, Ranunculales, Papaveraceae. The transcript has 7 exons. The record is from RefSeq and is a predicted model, not a curated record.
UUGAUGAUGUCGAAUUUUUUUGGCUUAACAUGCUGGUUACUCAUACUAAUGAUGAUCAUCAAUGAAGAAUUAGUUGAAGGAAGAAUGACCCUAAAUGCGAUCAACAAAGCAAUAAUAAAAACUAUUAAGGUGGAAAAUAAUGAGAUCAUCGAUUGUUAUGAUAUAUACGGACAACCUAGUCUUAAUCAUCCUUUACUUCAUAAUCACAUAAUACAGGAGAAACCAAAUUCGUACCCGAAAGAAAUGAAAUCAAAUAAUUUCAGGACACUUCAACUUACACAAACUUGGCAUAAAUAUGGAUCAUGUCCGGAAGGAACUAUCCCUAUACGGAGAAAAGGAAAAAAUUAUAAUCCAAUAAUUUUGCAUAAACAUGAUCAUCCAAAAUUAUCACCUUAUAGAACUCUUAAUGCAUCAGACCUUCUAAAAAGCCAUGAGUACGCGAUAAUCGAGGUGAAUGGAAAUUUUCUUGGAGCACAUGCAAAAAUAAAUAUUUGGAAACCGGUUAUGGAAACAUCAACUGAAAUAAGUGUAUCCCAAAUUUGGGUUACAGCCGGUGAUGUUGAAGUAAAAAAUACUAUUGAAGCCGGAUGGAUCGUGAACCAACACAUAUAUGGCGACGACCAACCUAGAUUUUUUAUAUAUUGGACGAAGGACGGAUACGAGACUACAGGUUGCUACGACCUCCUAUGUGAUGGUUUUGUGCAGACAUCAUCAGAUUUCUGCCUUGGUGGCAGUUUCACCGAGGUAUCUACUUUCAAUGGUAUCCAAAAAGAUGUCACCUUCAGUAUUCACAAGGACCAAAUUGGUGGACAAUGGUGGGUCCAAGUACAAGGUAAUCCGAUUGGAUAUUAUCCUAGUUCUCUCUUCACAAAAUUAUCAAUGACAUCAACCACAAUACAUUUUGGUGGAGAAAUAUCGAAUCAUAAAAGUAAAGGACGACAUACUUCGACACAAAUGGGUAGCGGUCAUUUCCCUUCAGAAGGUAGAUUGAAAACAUCGAGUUAUUUUAAUUGGGUUCAAGUAGUUGAUGAAAACAACGUGACCAAAGAUCCUGAAAAUGUGAAGACAAUGGUUACAAAUCAAGACUGCUACGGCUUGGAAAUAGACAACAACCACCAUGAUACCAAUGGAUACGGUUUUUACUAUGGAGGCCCCGGUUAUAAUGAUAAAUGUCCAUGA